Synchiropus splendidus (mandarinfish) is the source of this 2252-nucleotide messenger RNA. RefSeq names its product chloride anion exchanger-like. The transcript has 19 exons. NCBI's taxonomy places the organism in Eukaryota, Metazoa, Chordata, Actinopteri, Syngnathiformes, Callionymidae. Gene Ontology annotation, cellular component: membrane. Gene Ontology annotation, biological process: transmembrane transport. The record is from RefSeq and is a predicted model, not a curated record. Bases 1 to 2127 code for a protein of 708 amino acids. Gene Ontology annotation, molecular function: bicarbonate transmembrane transporter activity; sulfate transmembrane transporter activity; chloride transmembrane transporter activity.
AUGGCGGCGCUGAGGAAACAGUAUAUGGUGGCCAGACCUGUGUAUUCUGACGACAGCUUGGCUGAGGAGCAUGAAAAAAUCUACAUUCAGCACAAAACUACUCGUGCUCAUCUUAUUCAGUACUUCAGGUGUGAUGCUACGCGGGUCAAGAACGCAGCGCUGUCCCUGUUUCCUAUCAUUGGGUGGAUGAGAAACUAUAAAGUUCGACAAUGGCUGCUGGGCGACAUCGUCUCAGGGAUCAGCACUGGUAUGGUGGCCAUCAUGCAAGGUCUUGCCUUCGCCCUGCUCGCAUCGCUGCCCCCCAGCUACGGCCUCUACACCGCUUUCUUUCCCAUGAUCCCCUACUUCUUCCUGGGAACCUCCAGACACAUCUCUAUUGGCGCUUUCCCCGUCUUGAGCUUGAUGGUGGGAGCCGUGGUGGACCGUCUGGUCGUUGACAAGGAUCCAAAGGCCAACAUCCCCGCCCUCGAUGGCCUGACUCCAGAGGAGCAGAGCGUGAUGGUGGCGUACUCUGUAACCUUCCUAAUGGGCAUCUACCAGCUGGCCUUGGGGAUACUACAGGUGGGCUUCAUUGUCAUUUACCUCUCGGACACUCUGGUAUCAGGAUUUACAACCGCGGCAGCAGUUCACAUCGUGGUGUCCCAGCUCAAGUUUGUGUUGGGUCUGGAAGUUCCGGGCCUCAACGGCCCAUUCGCCAUCAUCUAUACACUGAUAGAGAUUUUCAAGAAGAUCACCUCCACUAACAUCUGCGACCUGGUGAUGUCCAUCGUGAUCAUGCUGGUGGUGUUUGUAUUCAAGGAACUGAAUGACAGAUUCAAGGCCAAGCUGCCGGUUCCUAUCCCUAUAGAGGCUUUGGUGACAAUCGUCGCCACUGGUAUCUCAUAUGGAUUCAACUUCAAGGAGACAUUUAAAGUGGAGAUAGUAGGGAAAAUGGUUCAAGGAUAUGAGUCACCAGUUGCUCCCAAUGUGCAACUGUUCCAGGAGAUCGCCGUGGAGGCUUUCCCCAUCGCUAUUGUGGGGUUUGCUGUUGCGUUCUCUGUAGCCAAAGUCUACUCCAUCAAACAUGACUACGCCAUUGAUGGUAACCAGGAGCUCAUUGCUUUUGGAGUGAGUAACAUAUUUGGAGCGAGCUUCAAGUCGUUCGCGGCCAGCACAGCGUUGUCCAGGACGGCAGUCCAGGAGAGCUCUGGAGGGAAAACUCAGAUCGCAGGUUUAAUAUCUGCCAUGAUGGCCAUGAUAGUGACGUUGGCACUGGGCUUCCUGCUGGAGCCGCUUCCUAAGUCUGUCCUCGGCGCCUUGGUCCUUGUCAACCUGAAGGGAAUGUUGAUGCAGUUCAGAGAAAUAUCGUACCUGUGGCGGCGAGAUAUACCUGAAUGUGUGGUGUGGGUGGGCACAUGUUUGGCUGCCAUCCUGCUGGGACUGGAUCUGGGUCUGGCGGUGGGCCUCGGUGUGGAGCUUCUCACAGUCAUCUUCAGGACUCAAUUUCCACGUUGUUCCGUCUUGGCUAACAUCCCGAGGACAGACCUCUACAGAGAUCAGAAGGAGUAUCGGAAUAUUUCUCAAACAGCAGGAGUGAAAAUCUUCAGGAUCCCGUCGCCCAUCUAUUUCGCCAACAUAGAGUUUUUCAAGAACAAGCUUGUGGAAGCUGUUGGUUUCAACCCUAUGAGAGUUCUGAGGAAAAGAAGCAAAGCGCUUGAGAAACUGAAGAAACUUUGGAAGAAAACAGAUGAUGACAUCACAGAGACAGGCAUAAGGAAGUUCUUCAAAAGAACGAGCAACAAAGGGAAGUCAGAGAAACCCAGUCUUCCCACAAUUCAGGACUGGAACGCUGAGUUGCCAGCAGGCAUCAUUGUUCCCAAAGUGGAUCUCCAUAGCCUGAUUCUGGACUUCGCUGCUGUCUCUUUCCUGGACAUUUCAGCUCUUAAGGGUCUUAAAACGACAAUUAAAGAGUUUAUGCGAGUGGGCGUGGACGUUUAUAUCGCAUCAUGUGAUGCCGUGGUGUUGGAGAGACUACACAGCUGCUCUUUCUUCGACGAGGAGAUCCUCACCUCCAUGUUUUACCCCACCGUUCAUGAUGCCAUGCUACAUGUGACAACAGAAAGAGAAAUGACGGCAACAAGACUGUAGAAAGGCAACAACUGUUAAGCAUCAAAUAUGAUGAAGACCAGUGAUCUUCGGACCUUUGGAGAAAAUUACUUUGCUGCAUUGUUUUGUGGUUGUACAGAGUUUGUAUUUGUGUGGUGUGUUAUUAA